Molecule: messenger RNA, 1213 nt
Organism: Periophthalmus magnuspinnatus
Lineage: Eukaryota; Metazoa; Chordata; Actinopteri; Gobiiformes; Gobiidae
Gene: mrpl9
Product: mitochondrial ribosomal protein L9
Exons: 7
Coding region: 209-1057 (282 amino acids)
Biological process (GO): translation
Cellular component (GO): mitochondrion; ribosome
Molecular function (GO): structural constituent of ribosome
Source: RefSeq, a predicted model, not a curated record
CAGCCUCGUGUUAUUCUUGGGGUCCUCACAUCACAGCACAGUUAGCUGUUGCCUUCCUGUUAGCUGUGUUUCAGUCAUGUUAGUGUACCAAAGUGUUGCUUACUUACAUCAGAAUAUUGCGUGUCCUUUGUAAAUAUCUCCAGAGGUUUUAAGCCCAGACAGUUUGUAUUUGUGCUACAAUCACGCAGAGUCCCGCGGCUGUAAGGACAUGUGGUCCUCGUGCCGCCUCGUCCUUCACGAGCUGUUCAGGGUCCAGCCGGGAAUCCUUGUCAGGAGUCUGUCCCUCACCCAUGCACAGCACACUGUUGUGGUGGAGCGUUGGUGGCAGGUGCCCUUGUCUAAAAGAGGUAGUCCACCAAGACUUCAUCCUCGAAGACACAGGAUCUACAAACUGGUGGAGGACACAAAGCACCAGCCGAAAGAGAAGAUGGAGCUUAUCCUGACCCAGACCGUGCAGAAGCUUGGUGGAAGAGGGGAUACAGUGUUUGUGAAGAAGUCUGUUGGUCGUAAUAAGUUGCUAGCACAAGGUCUUGCAGUGUAUGCAUCACCAGAAAACAAAGAGAUGUUUGCUGAGGAGCUAACGCUGCGACAACAAGGGAAGUCAGAAGAAAAUUUGCAAACUCGAACAGGACAAAUGACUGUCGAUUUUCUUAAACGUAUAAAUUUAAAUAUAAACCAAAUGCCGACAGAGGAUUUCCAAGUCACCAAAGAAGUAGUCUGCAGACAGUUUCAGAAGAAGUUUUUAUUGAUUGUGCCACCACAUGCACUAACCCUCCAACAAGAACCAAUUAAGGAAUUGGGAGACUACUGGUGCGAAGUGACGGUGAAUAGAGUGGACACUGUGCGAGUCCCUCUAUCCAUUGUACCAUAUGAAGACCUUUCUGCCAGUUAUCAGAAGCUAAAAGCCAAGAGACUACAGCAGGCAGAGUCGACCAACACUGAACCUGGUUCUGAAGAGGACAAUGAUUUAAAGACUGUCCCAUCUGAUUUGGACUCAGCUAAUGAAGCCCCUGAAGUGACAACAGUGCCAUCAAGUGACAGCCCCAAGAAAGAAUAAUGGGCUUCAAAAAACAAGAAUCUAUAAUUGGACACAAGUAGAAAUGUAUCAUAAUGUAGCCAAUAAAACAUACUUGUCAAAAAAUACUCUUAAAUGAAGCAAAGGCUCUUCAAAUAUUUAUUUUUGCAACAAUAAUAAACUCAAUUCUCAAAUGUU